Cetraspora pellucida is the source of this 156-nucleotide messenger RNA. The record is from the annotation of a GenBank genome assembly. NCBI's taxonomy places the organism in Eukaryota, Fungi, Glomeromycota, Glomeromycetes, Diversisporales, Gigasporaceae.
CUGAUGAUGAGGUUUUGUCAGAUAAUAUGAUAUUUAAUAAUUCUUUAACUUUACUAAUUAAGAAAAUUAUUGAUUUAAAAAUAGAAAAAAGUUUAGAAUCUUCUGUAGUAAAAAUGGUUCAAGCUGUUUUGUGUAAGGAUUUGGAUUUGGAUUAUA